Molecule: messenger RNA, 246 nt
Organism: Rotaria sp. Silwood1
Lineage: Eukaryota; Metazoa; Rotifera; Eurotatoria; Philodinida; Philodinidae
Source: the annotation of a GenBank genome assembly
AUGAUUAAAAAUAACUAUGUCAUACCAUUGAAUGUGACCGUUCCACCAACAACUACAACCACACGAUCGUCCACAAAGUCAAACACAACACCAACAACAUCAACGUCAACAACACCAAAGGCAACAACACCAACGCCAACAACAUCAACGCCAACAAGACUAACGCCAACAACAUCAACGCCAAUAAAACCAACGCCAACAACAUCAACACCAACAUUGAAUGAUGUUUUAAGAGAAGGUCCAUGA